AAUUUGAUUGGAAGAUUCGCCUCCUAAUCUAGGAAGUGAAGCAUUCUGUAGUAGUGGGCUUAGGUGUUUACAAUGAAGGAUGCUGACAUCGAUGGCGAUGCCUAAUGUAAUAUGAUGAAUAUAAACGCGAACGAACGUCUAAAUUAAGACGAGGCGGUGGAACGGAGACUCCACCAUGCCCGGGGACGAAGUUCGACAAAGGAAAGGAGGAGGGCGCAAGAAGUCCAAGAAAGGCAAAGGAAAGGGACAGAGUGGCCUAGAUCGGACAAACAGUGUCGAUGGGCAAAAUGACCUGCUCUUACCCCCUCCUGCCACACCACCUAAGAAGCUUGUGGAAAAGCCCAAAACGACCCAGGCUAAAAUAGAUGAGGAGUCUGGCACCUCUAUCUGUCUGCAGGUGAUGUUCCCCUACCUGCUGGCUGGGAUGGGGAUGGUGAUGGCUGGCAUGGUACUGGACAGCGUGCAGCAUUGGGAUGUGUUUAAGGUGAUCACAGAAGUCUUCAUACUGGUACCUGCUCUUGUCGGGCUGAAGGGAAACCUGGAGAUGACUCUUGCAUCUCGUCUCUCUACUGCUGCAAACACUGGGCAAAUGGAUGACCCAAAACAGAAAUGGAUAAUGGUUACCUGUAAUCUUGCCCUUAUUCAGGUUCAGGCCACUGUUGUGGGAUUUCUGGCAGCUCUGGCGGCUGUGGCAAUGGGUGCUGUGUCCAGAGGAGGUGUAGAGCUGGACCAGGCAGCUGUGCUUUGUGCCAGCAGCGUCACCACUGCGUUUGUGGCUGCGCUGUCUUUAGGUCUGGUGAUGAUUGGUGUGAUCAUUGGUUCCAGGAAGGUGGGCAUCAACCCUGAUAAUGUGGCCACACCGAUAGCAGCGAGUCUGGGUGAUCUCAUCACACUCAGUCUGCUGGCUGGGGUGAGCAACACACUGUUUCAAUACAAAGAUGUCUGGUAUUUGUCCCCAUUGGUGUGUGGAUUUUUUCUUCUGCUCAUCCCACUGUGGGUGAUCAUCGCUAGACGAAGUCCACAGAUCAAAGAGAUCCUGAAAUCCGGCUGGCAGCCUGUUAUAGUGGCCAUGUCCAUCAGCAGCUUCGGUGGUCUCAUUCUUGAUAAGACUGUGAGCGAUCCGAACUUCGAGGGAAUGGCGGUCUUCACACCUGUUAUUAAUGGUGUAGGAGGAAAUCUGGUGGCCAUCCAAGCCAGUCGAAUUUCCACCUAUCUUCAUUUCUGGAGCAUACCUGGAGUUUUGCCCUAUAAGAUGAGACAGCACUGGCCAAACCCCUGCGUCACAUUUUGCUCCUCAGGAGUAAACUCUAAAUCAGCCCGGGUGCUGUUUUUGCUGGUGGUGCCUGGUCAUCUCUUAUUUCUCUUUGCCAUUAAUAUGCUUCAAGGAGGUCACACUGCCAUCACUCCUGUAUUUAUCUGCUGUUACCUGAUUGCUGCCCUGCUUCAGGUCGGGAUCCUUAUUUAUACAGCUGACUUAAUUGUGCGUUUAAUGUGGAGGAAAGGACUGGACCCGGAUAACUUCUCCAUCCCAUACCUCACUGCACUGGGAGAUCUGUUGGGUACUGGUUUCCUCGCCCUGUGUUUCCGUCUGGUCAUGUUAGUGGAGGGACUCGGUCUGUAAGGCUCUGGCUACCUCCAUCCCUUUGGACCCUUGUUGUGGCCCAGGCUGGCUACAGUGGCUUUGAAGAAACUUGGGAAGUGAAGUUUGGUAUGGACAUUGCUUCUACGCUAACAGGAUGGGUUGACUGGAAACUGACAGAAAGCACUACAUACAGUAACACUACACUUGAUCUGUAGUUGUGUUGUACCGCUGCCUGUAUGCAGCUUUCAAGCCAACUGUAUAUUAAAAGGAUAGUUUUGCCAAAAAUGAAAAUUCUGUUUUCAUUUACUCAACCAAAAGUUGUUACAAAUUUGGAUAUUUUUUUUUGUUCUGCUCAACACAAAUAUAUUUGUGAUAUUUGUAAGUGUAGCGCAGUGGUAGAGCAUUGUGUUUGCAGCGCAAAAGUUCAUGGGUAUCAACCCAGGGAACACACAUACUGUUAAAACACUGUCUACCUUGUAAUGCACAAUAUAUCGCUUUGGAAAAAAAGCAUCUGCCAAAUGCAUAAAUAUAAAUAUAAUAUAUAAUCAAGCAGGACCAUUAAAGGAACAGUAUGUAGGAUUGUGGCCAAAACUGGUACUGCAAUCACAAAACUUGUGGCUAAAACUGGUACUGCAAUCACACAACUGGUGGCCAAUACAAAAUAUGACAACAUAAACAUCAGUUGAGGGCUGCAACUCCACAUUUUAAAUGACAAUAUCCUGGCCGGACACUGUUGUCAGUGAUAUAAUUAUUUGAAAUUAAUAUGAUUUCUUAAUGUCUAGUGACAUAUCAGGGCCAUUUUAUGAUUAAUUUAUAUAAAUUUCUUACAUUCUGUUCCUUUAACUAAAUGAUGGUAAAGAUAUUUGUGAUUGUACCCAUGGAUGGUACCCAUUGAAUUCCAUUGUAUUUGUUUUCCUACUAUGGGAGUCAAUGGCUACAAUCAGCUGUGUGCUUAUCAUCAUUUAUCAAAAUAUCUUUGUGUUCAUCAGAAAAAGAAAUUCAUACAUGUUUAAAACAACAUAAGGGGGAGAAAAUUACAUUUUUUUCAUUUUUGAGGAACUAUCCUUUUAAGAUAAACUUAAGAGCAUCCAAGUGUACUGAGCCAAUUUGAUUUAAUACAAUAAAAAAUUUAGUAUACAUUCUCAAGUGCACUAAAGUACGACUGAAGGAGAACUAUACAUUUAAUUAGCAUAUUUGUAUUGUAUAACCUAAAACUAUUAUUUAACACAAAAUAACAAGUGUACUUGCGCUUUAAGUGCUGCAGACAGGCGCUAUACAGUAUAAAUGUAACAAAUUAUUAAGUAUAUUUUAGUACAUUAAAGUAUACUUUAUUUUUUCCUGGGUGGAACAAGUUAAAGUUGAGUAAAUGUUGACAGAAUUAUUUUUUUUGGGUGAACUAUCCCUUUGGGGCGGUUUCAUGGACAGGGAUUAGACAAGUCCUAGACUAAAAUAAAUGUAAGAGCUGUCCAAACUGAAAACAACUUGCACUGACAUAUCUUAAUAAACAUCAGUAACCUUUGUUUUGCCUCAAAAUG
Messenger RNA from Misgurnus anguillicaudatus (oriental weatherfish), 3117 nucleotides. Lineage: Eukaryota; Metazoa; Chordata; Actinopteri; Cypriniformes; Cobitidae. The record is from RefSeq and is a predicted model, not a curated record.